Molecule: messenger RNA, 1831 nt
Organism: Macadamia integrifolia
Lineage: Eukaryota; Viridiplantae; Streptophyta; Magnoliopsida; Proteales; Proteaceae
Product: WD-40 repeat-containing protein MSI4-like
Exons: 15
Coding region: 109-1509 (466 amino acids)
Biological process (GO): regulation of gene expression
Cellular component (GO): nucleus
Molecular function (GO): histone binding
Source: RefSeq, a predicted model, not a curated record
UGGAGAGGAAUCAACUAGAAAAAAAGGGAAAGAGAAGCGGCCUUUCGUUAUUCUGGGUUUUAGGAGUGGGAGAGAAGAGACAGAAGAAGGAGCGGGAAAACCAUAAGAAUGAGGGAGAGAGGGAAAGCAGGGCAGCCAUCGGUGGACGAGAGAUACACACAAUGGAAGUCUUUGGUUCCCGUCCUUUACGACUGGCUUGCCAACCACAACCUCGUCUGGCCUUCUCUUUCUUGCCGGUGGGGACCCCAACUAGAGCAAGCAACUUACAAGAAUCGUCAGCGUCUCUAUCUUUCUGAACAGACUGAUGGUAGUGUUCCAAACACUCUUGUAUUGGCAAAUUGUGAAGUUGUGAAACCAAGGGUUGCUGCAGCGGAGCACAUAUCGCAGUUUAACGAAGAAGCACGCUCUCCCUUUGUAAAGAAGUUCAAAACUAUUAUUCAUCCUGGAGAAGUGAACAGAAUUAGAGAAUUGCCACAAAAUAGUAAGAUAGUGGCAACUCAUACUGAUAGUCCUGAUGUUCUCAUUUGGGAUGUUGAGGCUCAACCUAAUCGUCAUGCUGUCCUGGGAGCUGCAGACUCUCGACCAGACCUGAUAUUGACCGGACACCAAGAUAAUGCGGAGUUUGCACUUGCAAUGUGUCCAACUGAACCUUUUGUGCUUUCUGGAGGAAAAGACAAGUCGGUGGUCAUGUGGAGUAUUCAGGAUCAUAUCUCUGCUUCUGCCACAGAACCAGUAUCUGCAAAAUCUCCAGGUUCCGGAAGCUCAAGCAUUAAACAUACCUCAAAGGGUGGUGAUAAAGCUUCAGACAGUCCAUCUGUUGGACCCCGAGGUAUCUAUCAAGGGCAUGAGGAUACUGUUGAAGAUGUGCAAUUCUGCCCUUCUAGUGUGCAGGAGUUCUGCAGUGUGGGUGAUGAUUCUUGCCUUAUACUAUGGGAUGCACGAGCUGGCACUGCUCCAGCCGUCAAGGUUGAGAAAGCUCAUAAUGCUGACCUUCACUGCGUUGAUUGGAAUCCACAUGAUGAGAACCUUAUUUUGACUGGGUCAGCUGAUACUUCUGUUCGUAUGUUCGACCGUCGAAAUCUCACUUCUGGUGGUGUCGGAUCGCCUAUCUAUAAAUUUGAAGGUCACAAAGCUGCUGUUCUCUGUGUCCAGUGGUCUCCGGAUAAAUCAUCUGUUUUUGGCAGUUCUGCAGAGGAUGGUUUCUUAAAUGUUUGGGAUCAUGAGAAGGUUGGUAAAAAGAAGGAUCGUGUUGGUACAAGAAUGCCAAAUUCUCCUCCGGGCUUGUUCUUCCAACAUGCUGGGCACAGGGAUAAAGUUGUUGACUUCCACUGGAAUGCAUCUGAUCCAUGGACAAUUGUUAGUGUCUCUGAUGAUUGUGAGAGCACUGGCGGAGGUGGCACAUUGCAGAUAUGGCGCAUGAGCGAUUUGAUUUAUAGACCAGAAGAGGAGGUUCUUGCUGAGCUGGAGCAGUUCAAAGCGCACGUUCUUACAUGUUCCUCAAAAUCUUGAGAUUGAGAAUGAGUGAAUCCCAGAAGAUGAAGAACUUAUUGGAGCCCAACUUAUAUGAAAUGUUUCGGUGUGGUGACAACUGGCAAUCUCAGAUCUUCCAUGGGGGGAUAUGACUAUCCUCAUCUAAGACCUUAGACUAGAAUGUACUUUGUUGUAAUUGAAAGUGCUUUGGUAGAUAUUUUAGCUGGUACAUAUUUCUUAGUUGGAAGGGUAUUGUUGACUUUAAAUGCCUUACUGUUUUAAACAAACUUGAAUUUGGUGUGAAGUUGGAGUUGCACCACUUGGUGUAUUGAUUUCGGUUUUCUUACUUUCAUCUUUUACA